Messenger RNA from Aethina tumida (small hive beetle), 5441 nucleotides. It is a transcript of the gene Crag, whose product is annotated as DENN domain-containing protein Crag. Gene Ontology annotation, cellular component: cytoplasmic vesicle. Bases 252 to 5006 code for a protein of 1584 amino acids. The transcript has 17 exons. Gene Ontology annotation, molecular function: protein binding. The record is from RefSeq and is a predicted model, not a curated record. Lineage: Eukaryota; Metazoa; Arthropoda; Insecta; Coleoptera; Nitidulidae. Gene Ontology annotation, biological process: regulation of Rab protein signal transduction.
AACACCAGAAUAAAUAAAAACGUAAAUCAUGAGAUAUGAAAGUUUAAAGAACAAAAUUAAUGUGUAAAUAUACGAGAUAAAUCGUACUAUUAUUUCACACCUAAAUCGCCCGAGGAUAUGGUGCAAUAAAAGCGAUGAGUCAUCUUUGAGAAGAAUUAAAUUCUAUCUGAUUGAAAUUACUUUAGAGUAUUCCAACAACUAUGUGCCUUAACUUUAGGACUAGAGCUAUAUCAAAUUAAUUAAAUUUUAUAAUGGACGAUCGGAGGAUAGCCGACUAUUUUGUAGUGGCGGGACUGCCUGAUGAUCCCGAACCACUUGAUGAUACGACACUUUCUGAGGGAGGUUUGCUUAAGGCGAGCCAUGGACAGGCUCCCAUCACUGAUAUUGGGAUUAUUUUUCCUGAGUUGGGUGAAACGAAGCCUGAUGACUAUGAAAUUAUUAAGAAAACCCCCACCGGUUUACAAGCUGACUUGAACCACGGUAGUAUUAGGUCCACAGAAUGUUACUUGUGUAUCAGAAGAGGACGAGACAAACCACCCCUAGUCGACAUAGGUGUAAUGUAUGAGGGGAAGGAAUGGCUAAUGGCAGAUGCUGAAGUGGUUAAACAAAGUGUGGGAGGAAACGUCGCAAAUGUAAAUAACUCAACCGCUGAAACAUUUAUAACGUUCAGAAGGGGCACAUCCACUAUGCCGUGCAAUGCUUUAGUAGUGACUGAUAUUUGUAUAGUGAUCGCAAGCAAGGGGGAGUCUCCACCUCAUGCAUUCUGUUGCAUCAACAAAAAUUUGAAUAAGGGCAUAGUUGGGAGUGAUGUUUUCCUUUGUUAUAAGAAGUCAAUGAACAGGGCAAAGUCAUUAACAUACAAACCAGGUGUUUUAUCCAGGUAUCCACACACCGAUUUGCCAAAUUUCCCGUUUCCAACGAAAGUGUCUUUGUUUUGCCUACCCAUGGGUUCAACGUUGGAGCUUUGGCCAAGAGAGGCGACCCACCCCCGACCGGUGUUCAGCACCUUUGUCCUGACUGUCUCAGACGCCAAACACAAAAUUUACGGAUCCGCCCUGACGUUCUACGAACAAUAUCCGGAAGAGAAGCUCAGCGAGGAACAAAGAGAGUUGCUGAACUUCGACGGAGACUCCAAACAUGUGUUGCACGUGAACAAAAGCAUAUGUGUGCUGUCGCAUUGGCCCUUCUCCUUAGAUUUUCAAGACUGGCUGCUGUUCUUGCAUGACUUGGUGGCAAGGGGGGCUCCACAGUCUGUGCCCAUAGAACGUUACGUCGUCCAGUUGUUGGACGAGGUGCCGUUCCCGUCGCCCAGAAUAUUACUCCAACUCUCCAACUUGGUUAUUUUAACGCAGCCCGAGGAUUCCCCGUUGCCCAGGAGUGCGGCCAGUUUCAAGCAGCUGUUGCUGAACUUGGGGUCCGAUAAUUGCCUGCAAGUCUUGCUGUUGGCAUUGACUGAACAAAAGAUUUUAAUCCAUUCCUUGAGGCCGGACACGCUGACUGCCGUGGCCGAAGCCGUUUCCACUUUCUUGUUUCCGUUUAAGUGGCAGUGUCCUUACAUCCCCUUGUGUCCUCUAGGUCUGGUUGAAGUAUUACAUGCACCUUUACCCUUUUUAAUAGGAGUCGACUCCAGAUUUUUUGAUCUUUAUGACCCACCUUCAGAUGUUAGUUGCAUAGAUUUGGACACUAACAUUAUAACAGUUGCUGAAAGUCACAGGAACAUACUUAACACAAAAUUGCUGCCGAAAAAGGCGGCUAAAUGCUUGAAGGCAACUUUAGAUCUUCUGUAUCAUGAAUUGAUGAAUUACUCCAAAACAAACAGUGAUGUCAUUGAUCAGGACAACAUUGAAGCUUUAUUCCAAAAACGAAAGAAAGAGCAAGCUCACGAACUGCGUAUUCAAGAGGCCUUCCUCAAGUUCAUGAUAGCAAUCCUUCGUGGCUACCGCAGCUUCCUCCUGCCCAUCAUCAAGGCGCCGACGGUCGGCACGACCGACACCGAAGCCCUGUUCCAGCUCAACGAGUUCAUGCGCAGCCGCGACAAGGCCCACCAGAAGUUCUUCUCGUUGCUGAUCAAAACGCAGAUGUUCAUACGCUUCGUGGAGGAGCGAAGCUUCGUGGCGGACGGUGACCAGGGACUGGCGUUCUUCGACGAGUGCACCGAAAAGUGGACCAACGAGGACGGGGGCGGGCAUCUGAUCGAACUGGAUGCUGCGCACCGGAGCGACCGCACCGUGUUCGUGCUGCCACCUGAACAAACGUCACCCGGCCAACUACACGAUUAUAAAAAGCAAUUCGUCCUGGAUCCCGCUUAUUUGGUGUCCAAGAAACGUAACCAUGUGUCGUACUUGACACAAACAGUAAUACCCGGGUCUCCAAUGGCCAGAAGAACAAAGCACGAGAUUAAGUCUGCCCAAAAAUUAGCCCGAAAGUGCGUGACGUCCCCAGAUAUGUGGGCGAAGUGCCUGUGUGGCACCUGCCACACUUUGUACUUCAUGGUGUUGCCCAGCAUGCUGACGUUGAACCAGGGCAAAGAAAAGGCCAUCCUCCAACAAGCCUACGAUAUAUUAGUUAACGCGACCAUCUGGGGGUUGUCCUGCGACGAGAUUUGCUACAGAUUGAUGAUGCAACUGUGCGGCGAACACUCCCGUCCACUUUUAGCCGUUAAUCUGUUGGUUUUGAUGAGGAAGUACGGCAUACAACCUAACGCACUCACUUACGGGUUGUACAAUCGUUGCGUGUUGGAGGCGGAAUGGCCCGCCUAUUCAGGUUCUAGUCAAUUACUGUGGAAGAAGCUGAGGAACGUGGUAAUGGGGGCGGCGCACUUCCGAUGGGCCGCCAGACGACAUGCCGCCCGUAGACUAUCUGCGUCGACUGAAGGAGGCUCAAGUCUGCUUGACCCAGGCAACAGGGCGGCGUCCCGCUCGUCGCUGGACUCGCACGAGGCGGUGCCCGGCGACAGUUUCAUGGACAAGUUCAAGAAGGUGGCCAGCAUUGUGCGGGGCAGCCUCAACGGGCUGGAACAGACGGCCGUGGAGCCGACUGACGUGACCGACGUGGGGGACAACAACGACGACCAACAGACUGACGUGACUGAAGGAGAAACGGAAGACUAUAAGGUACCGGACAGUCCGUCCGAGUACAGGCUACUGUCGCGGUCGGAGAGCGGCAACGACGCCAACUUAAUCGACAAGUUGCAAAACAGGAAACAGUGUUCGAGGAGCUUGCAGUUCAAUGAAGAAGGAACGGGCGACAACGGCAAGAACUCCCCCGGAAAAAUGUCCCCAAGAGAAGUGGUGACGGAGAACGACCCCUUAGGCGCAUUCGAACAAGAACCACCGGUAACAGAGACGCAGGAACGGCAAAAGGAGGUCCAGGCGCCGCCGACGAACGUCUUGACGGACGAUCCGGUGUUGUUCAAGUCGUCGGUGCACAGAUCGGCAACGUUCGAGGGCAGUCCGCCGUCGCAGAGCAAGCUGCAUCGGUCGGAGACGGUGCCGGCGGCCACAGUGGCCUCCAGUCUGGCCAGUUUGGGUUCGUCGUUGAAAAUGGGCUUCGGCCGCUAUACACCAACACGCCUGUCUCUACGUAAACCCGAAUUCAAAGUACCCCAAUUAUUCAUUGAGAAUGCCAUAAAUAGCCUGAGUCCGAGCAGCUACACGAGCAAAAAGUCGAACGAAAUAAUCCAGGGCAGCCUCAGUUCGAUAAAGUCGGCCGCCACCACCGUGGCCAAGAAGCUGGACGAGAUCAAGGAGGCGAUCUCCUCGACCAACUCGACGCCGGUGAAGGUGUUGACCGGCGUGACUGGAGGCGGCGACCGUCUGGGCGCCGGCGACUGCCUGGAGGCGCCCAGCGGCGAGUCCGAGUCGAACGACGGCAGCGAGGGCGGCGAGAGACAUCGGCGCGUGUCGGCCGAGUUCGGCAGUUACCGCGGCAGUUAUUCCAACCUCAAGGACACCGAGGAUCCGCUGCCCGACUCCCUGUUCCCCCACCCCUCCGAAGAGAAACCCGAUAGUGAAGUUGACGUGACGCUUACGUCGUGCUCGCAGUGUCACAACUGUUCCUGCAUCCUCUUCGACGAGGACAUAAUGGCCUACUGGUCCGCCGACGACUCGAACCUCAACACGGUGUGCUUGUGCUGCAACAAACCGACGGUUCCGCUCCUGACUAUUAACGUGAACGGUCAGAACGUGACGCAUCGUGAGCCGUUCAGUGUACCGUACUUAAACCCCUUAGUGCUAAGAAAGGAACUGGAGAACAUUAUAGCCCAAGAGGGCGACCUUAGUCUGUCCAAAAGUAAGUUCAUUGAUGAGCACCCGAUUAUCUACUGGAACUUGAUAUGGACGUUCGAGCGUAUCAAUGUCCAAACCCAUCUGCCUAAUCUGUACUUGAAGAACGCCGAAAGGGACAACAACAACGGGGUGGUGGUAAAACAGGAGGUGGACGCUGAGACUGGCUCUUCUGAAGGGCUCAACUUAAAGCCGGUUGAGGAGGGCACUGACCCCCUCACUUUAGAACUGGCUGCCUUAGCUACAAGCAAGGACAACACUCAGCGACAGGCGGCGAAGGUCUACGUGCGAUGUCUGUGGGACGACCCAAACCGGCACGUGGGCAUACCCCCGAUGUACGUGUUGUGGCAAAGGCUGCACGACUCGUCUAACCCAGUCUCCCCCGAAAGGAAGAUAACUACCAAAGCAUUUAUGCAGCAAAUAAUAUCGAACAUCCGCGUCAAUAACCUGGUGGAGCCGCUCAAGUCCCUGGCGACUGAACGCGAGAAGGAGGGACGGACGAAGUUGUGCAUGUCGAACUCGGUGUACAGGGACAUACUGUUUUUGGCGUGCAAGGCGAUAGGUCGCAACCGCAUCGACAUCAACACCUUCGACAAGGAGUACACGACGGCCUUCUCGAGGGUGACGGAACGGCAAAACCGACUGUACGGGGCGCACGACAAGCCCCUCAGUCUGAACUCGUUGUACUGUCGACAAUAUUUCCGCCCUUUGGUGUUGCCUUGAUUCGUUUUUGAAUUUGAUAUUUGAUUAACUUGUGGCUUUAUUUGUUGCUAGUUAAGUUUAAAAUAUUUGGUUAUUUUUACGGAUGCGUGUUUUAAUGAAAUUGUAAGCUUUAACGACUUGUUUCCUUUGAGGGACGCGUGCGGUGGCACUUAGUGUUCAUUUGAAUCAAAAUUAGAUAUUAAAAUCACAACUUUAAAGAAUAUUAUCAUUUUGACAGUCACUGGUGGUACUUAAUUAAAUUUAGCUCUUUAUAAUUCGUCGUAGGAUUUAUUCAAAUCAUUUUUAUACAGUUUCAUUUAAAACGUGCAUAAAUCAAUUGGUGCACUGCUUCUUUUAUUUGUACAUUAACUUAUACUUUAAUUUUAUAAUGUGAAACAUUAUGUACUGUUAUUGGUAGUAGCAAAUGUAAAAUAAAAUCAAAACUGUUAAUUCUUA